Messenger RNA from Cutaneotrichosporon oleaginosum, 752 nucleotides. The record is from RefSeq and is a predicted model, not a curated record. Lineage: Eukaryota; Fungi; Basidiomycota; Tremellomycetes; Trichosporonales; Trichosporonaceae.
CCGACUCGUUCAAUCUCGAUAUUCCGUGACUGCCCAUACCCACCUCGCCUGCCACCACCGAAAAGCAACCAUGGCCUCCGCCGGCACCUUUAACCGAUUCGCGAGCUGGAUCAAGUCGCCCGAGGGGCGCAAGUACUUCUUCAGCACCCACUUCUGGGGACCCGUCGCGAACUGGGGUCUUCCGCUCGCUGCGCUGUCCGACGUCUUCAACAAGGAUGAGGAGUACAUCUCGGGCGUGAUGAGCCCUACGCUCGCUGCCUACUCUGCCAUCUUCAUGCGCUUCGCAUGGCGCGUCCAGCCGCGCAACUACCUCCUCUUCGCGUGCCACGCCACAAACUCGGCAGCGCAGACAGUGCAGGUCGGCCGCUGGGCCAACUACUGGUACAUGGGCGGGCGCGAGCGGAAGCACCCCGAACUGGUGGCUGCCGAUGCGGCCAAGGACGCCGCCGCCAAGGUCCAGGACGCCGCCAAGGACCUGCGUGAGGCGGCCGUCGACCAGGCCAUUGCUGCGCGUGACGCCGUUCUGCCCGCCGCCGAGGCCAACUACGAGAAGGCCCGUGAGGCAAUCGCCGAAGUCGCCAAGAAGGCUGGAGGCAAGUAGAUGUUCUGUACUGCGCAUCCUGGAGGCUCGGAGAUGGACGCCCGAUACUAGAUAUACAAUGGCAUGCGGGAAUGGAUACCCUGCGAGAGACGACUAAUACACGCGGACACUACUUGAGAGACGUCUGCGCGCCGCGCAGCGCCAGAUACGA